Messenger RNA from Rhincodon typus (whale shark), 596 nucleotides. Its product is annotated as protein FAM47E-like. The transcript is spliced from 5 exons. NCBI's taxonomy places the organism in Eukaryota, Metazoa, Chordata, Chondrichthyes, Orectolobiformes, Rhincodontidae. The record is from RefSeq and is a predicted model, not a curated record. The coding region runs from base 125 to 481 and encodes 118 amino acids.
AGAGAACCACAAUAUAGAAGAAUCUACAAUCUUGAGCCUUUUUGCAAGUGACUACGAAACCAGUUCUGCUCUUCCCAUACCUAUCCAAGUGGUGGAGCUGACCAACAUUCCUACAGAGUUAAGGAUGACAGUGGGAACACCUCCGACAAGACCUUCACGAAGAAUCCACAAAACUACUAACUUGGAAUCCACCCAGCCAUAUGGAGAUAAAUAUAUAUAUGGAGCCUGGUAUUUGGACCCAAAGACAUGGUCAAAAAGAAGAGCUGAUGAACCUCUGAUCGAUCCCAAUUUUGAGGCUGAGAAAAACAAAACGAUUUUGCCUGAAGGGGCUGGAGAGAAGGAUGAAGAAAUAAGAGGACUUCAUGCAACAAUAUCUUUCAAAAAAUAUAUAGAGGCUGUAGGAUGCAGGAAACCAGAGUUCCUGGAGAAAUUAUUUGCCGAAGUUGAUGAAAAUCAAACAGGAAUUAGAAGAACAGCUUGAAACAGAAACCUGAGACAGAAACAUCAGACCAAUUUUAACUCAGCUUAGAAGCUCAUUUGAAGACCAGCUCUCUUGUUUAUAAAUUUCUCUCAGAUCCACAUACAAUAAACAUACC